AUGUUCAAAGGUUGUUUCCAACAGGUGUUGGAUGUUGAGUUUUACAAUGUGAAAGCUUUAUACAGAAGGGCACAAGCUUACAUGGAAACUUAUGAUUAUGAAUUGACUGAAUUGGACAUCAAGAAGGCCUUGGAAGCCGAUCCACAAAGCAAGGAAGUAAAGUCUAUUCACAAGACUUUAAAGCAACUUGAAGCUCAGAGUAACAAAAGAGAUACUAAACUUUAUACAAAUAUGUUUGCCCAAAUGGCUAACGAUUGUUCUAUACAAACUAAG
This is a messenger RNA of Lactuca saligna, 273 nucleotides long. NCBI's taxonomy places the organism in Eukaryota, Viridiplantae, Streptophyta, Magnoliopsida, Asterales, Asteraceae. The record is from the annotation of a GenBank genome assembly.